CAUACUGCUGCUCAAUAUUUAAUGUUCAUGUAGGCAUUCAUGUUGUGUGCAAAUAAUUACAAGAGUUGUGGUCGAUUUCUAGAUUGAGGAAUAACCUAAUUCGACAAGAGUUUAACAUUAUUUAAUGGUGCGGGUAGAAUUACUGAGCUAACAAUACCAGUUGAAAAUAACUUAUAGUAAAAUUAGUUUAUGACAAACAUAAAAAUAACGUCAAUAACACGUUUUUUUUUGUGGAUACAUCAUUAAGGCGCGGUAUCACCGCAAUGAACGACACAGAUUUAUCAACACAAACUAUUACGAACGAUACGGAGGAUUUGGACGAACUCGGAAAUAAUUUAUUAAGUGUGCGUAAUUCAUUUCACAAACUUCAUAAAGUACAUACUAAAGGAUUGCACCCCAAACGAAGGGAUACUGGUGACACCAUGCUCAAACCAGGGUUUAACUACAAACAGAGCAACUCAGUCGAACCGGAAAUGUCGAAAACUACCUGCGUUAGUGAAGUAGACAUGUUAACGACUUCUGGCAAAGGGAAAGCGAAAAUGUGUCAUGUAAAUGCAGACAACGACAGAAAUGACGAUUGCAGUGUAAAUCCGGAAGCAAAGGACUCCAAAAGCAUAGGCGGUUGCAGUACCGGAUGUCCGGAAACGCUGGAGAGCCGGCUUCAGGGCGACCCGUCACUUCAGGACCGCUGCGACGAGAACAAGAUUCGGACCACCUCAUUUUCGGUAUCGGACAUUUUGGAUCCCAACAAGUUUGUCGGCUGCGGCUUAAACAAGGUGUGGCACCCUUGGUUGAGGGACGAGGGAGUCAGGGAUUACUCGAAGUCGAGUUUUGAAAGAGGGUCACCAGAUAGCGACAGAGAUGUAUGUCGCUCUGUGCCCGGCGGUGACUUCGAUCGUGUCUCCGAAAAGCAUCCGGCGGAACACAGCUUUACCGACGAUGACGACGUCGACGAGAAUCUCAGUGUCUGUGAUAUGGACGACAUGGCCGACGGCGAAAACGCGCUACACACAGACGACAGUUCUCGAGGCGGAAAACCACGUCGCGCGCGCACUGCGUUUACAUACGAACAGUUGGUCGCAUUGGAGAAUAAAUUCAAGACGACGCGGUAUCUAUCGGUCUGCGAACGCCUUAAUCUGGCGCUAACACUAAAUCUCACAGAGACGCAGAUUAAAAUCUGGUUCCAGAAUCGCAGAACGAAAUGGAAGAAGCAGAACCCCGGCUUGGAUGUGAACAGUCCCACAAUUCCCAGCGCAGGAAAUACGUCAUCGUUCAGUUCGCCAUUCGGUGGCAUGUUGUACAGUCACGGGUUACACCCGUAUUUCCCCAUCAGCUCAUACGGUCUGAUGAAAGCGAGAUCUUUUGCCGGACAGAUACCAGUAUUUCCGCAUCAUUUUUCGCAAAAUGUUUAACAAUUAACUUGCAAUAUUACUUUUUGCGAUAUCAAAUUAUGUUGACAUUGGAAAGAGUAUUUGAUGCAUUUUCUUCGAAGACAAGCUAUACAGACCGUCGGUCUACUAUGCUAUGUGUAAACACUGCGUAUUACAAUUUGUUAGUGAUAUUGAGCUUCAAAAUUGUAUCUGGUGAAAUCGCAAAUGUUAAAAGGUGGUAAAACUGUAAUGUCUUGAAUAAAACUUUCAAGGCGAAUUUAAGGAGCAACUUUACUUGGCGAAAAGGCAGAACGGUCGAUAUGCGUUAAAGAAAUGAUGUGUAAACGUUUUAUGUCAACUUGACGUUAUUAGACACAAGUUUUGCCGUCAUCAACUGCAGUGUAAAUAAUAUAAAAGGUUGAUAUAUUGUUUAGAUAUAUAUUGUAGAUUACUUCAACCAGGAUGUUGACAACGUCUUGAACAAGUUUACUGUGUAAUCUAACUUUACUACAUGCAUAGGUACUUUUUAUUUAUUUUCGCAAGUGCGAACCAAAAUAAACUUUAAAAAUAUGGAACAGAUGCUGCUGUUGUUGUUUUUUCCAUAAAGUGUUUUACUAUGUUUAAGCAAACCGGGCUGUUUAGCAGAAUGGUUUAAUAUUUGCGGGACGAAAACCGGCCCGACCC
Molecule: messenger RNA, 2054 nt
Organism: Dreissena polymorpha
Lineage: Eukaryota; Metazoa; Mollusca; Bivalvia; Myida; Dreissenidae
Product: homeobox protein slou-like
Exons: 2
Coding region: 264-1412 (382 amino acids)
Biological process (GO): regulation of transcription by RNA polymerase II; cell differentiation
Cellular component (GO): nucleus
Molecular function (GO): DNA-binding transcription factor activity, RNA polymerase II-specific; RNA polymerase II cis-regulatory region sequence-specific DNA binding
Source: RefSeq, a predicted model, not a curated record